Manacus vitellinus (golden-collared manakin) is the source of this 4582-nucleotide messenger RNA. Its product is annotated as protein NYNRIN-like. Gene Ontology annotation, biological process: DNA integration. NCBI's taxonomy places the organism in Eukaryota, Metazoa, Chordata, Aves, Passeriformes, Pipridae. Bases 1697 to 3463 code for a protein of 588 amino acids. Gene Ontology annotation, molecular function: RNA-DNA hybrid ribonuclease activity; nucleic acid binding. The transcript has 2 exons. The record is from RefSeq and is a predicted model, not a curated record.
GACCCAGAAGAAUACAGAGCCCUUGAUAAAACUUAAAAUAGGUCCCCAGCAACAAGAACUUGAGUUCCUAGUGGAUUCAGGGGCAGAAAGAUCGACAGUUCAAAAGUUACCUUGGGGUUGCACGACUUCCUCAGACACAAUCCAAGUUGUAGGGGCCAAGGGAGAACCAUUUAAGGUGCCCCUCAUAAAAGAUGUGGAAAUAGAAGCCCAGAAUAAAUAUGCAUUAGGAACAUUUCUAUUAGUUCCUGAGGCUGAGUAUAAUCUGUUAGGGAGAGAUUUGAUAAUAGAAUUGGGAAUAAAUUUAGAAGUGAAAGAUCAAAAAUUACAAGUCCAAAUAUAUGCCCUUACGGCAGAGGACGAAAAAAGAAUAAAUCCUGAGGUGUGGUUUACUCCUGAUUCUGUGGGAAAGCUAGAUAUAAAACCAUUUGAGGUCUCAAUUCGAAAUCCAGAAGAACCAAUAAGAGUGAAACAAUAUCCCAUCCCACAUAAAGGAAGAGUUGGACUUAAACCGACCAUAGAAAGACUUUUAACACAAGGAUUAUUAGAACCAUGUAAGUCACCUCAUAAUACUCCCAUUUUGCCGGUAAGGAAAUCUGACGGAUCAUAUCGUCUGGGGCAGGAUUUAAGGGAAGUAAACAAACGGACAAUUACCCGGUACCCUGUAGUCGCUAAUCCUUAUACUUUACUAAACCAACUCUCACCUGACCAUAAGUGGUAUAGUGUGAUCGACCUGAAAGAUGCAUUUUGGACUUGUCCUCUGAAAGAAGAGAGUAGAGACUAUUUUGCUUUUGAAUGGGAAGAUCCUGACUCACAUAGGAAACAACAACUUAGAUGGACUGUUCUACCUCAGGGAUUUACAGAAUCCCCUAAUUUGUUUGGACAAGCCUUAGGACAAUUAUUAGAGUCUUUUGAACCUCGCCAGGGUACGGUUUUGAUUCAAUAUGUUGAUGACUUGUUAGUUGCCGGAGAAAAGUUAGAAGAUGUCAGAGAUGAAAGCAUUAGACUUCUGAAUUUCUUAAGUUUAAAAGGUUUGAAAGUGUCAAAGUCCAAAUUGCAAUUUACAGAGGAAGAAGUUAAGUAUUUAGGGCAUUGGUUGAGCAAGGGACAUAAGAAAUUAGAUCCUGAUCGAGUAAAUGGAAUUCUGUCACUAUCUGUACCCAGGAGCAAAAGACAGGUUAGACAACUUCUGGGCCUAUUUGGGUAUUGUAGGCAAUGGAUUGAAAAUUACAGUAGUAAAGUCAAAUUUUUGUAUGAAAAAUUAACCAAGGAGGGGCUAGUAAAGUGGAGUGAUGAGGAUGAACAGCACUUAGAAAAAUUGAAGGAGGAUUUAGUAAAUGCACCUGUGUUAAGUCUGCCAGACAAUCGGAAACCUUUUUAUCUAUUUGUAAAUACAGAAAAUGGUACAGCAUAUGGAGUCCUAACCCAGACCUGGGCCGGACAGAGGAAACCGGUAGGGUACUAUUCAAAAUUGCUGGAUCCAGUAAGUAGAGGUUGGCCCACCUGUUUGCAAUGUGUAGUUGCUACAGCUCUGUUAGUUGAAGAAGCUAUAAAGGUGACUUUUGGAGGAAAAUUAAAAGUAUUUACUCCCCAUAAUAUAAGAGGAGUAUUACAACAGAGAGCUGAGAAAUGGUUGACUGAUAGUCGACUAUUAAAAUAUGAAAGUAUCCUAUUGCACUCCCCGGAUCUGGAGUUAGAGAUGACACAUGUGCAAAAUCCAGCUCAAUUUUUAUAUGGAGAACCUAAAGAAGAUCUAGGACAUGACUGUUUACAGGUAAUAAACCUUCAAACAAAGAUUAGGGAGGAUUUGGAAGAAGAAGAACUGAGUUCGGGAGAGAAAAUAUACAUCGAUGGUUCUUCUAGGGUGGUUAAUGGGAAUCGAAAGUCAGGAUAUGCAGUGAUAGAUGGAGAAAAUUUUCAGGUCAGAGAAUCUGGACCCUUAGAUAAGACAUGGUCAGCCCAAGCUUGUGAGUUAUAUGCACUGUUGAGAGCGUUACAAUUAUUAGAUGGAAAAGCAGGCACUAUCUUCACAGACUCUAAGUAUGCAUUUGGAGUAGUUCACACCUUCGGCAAGAUAUGGGAAGAGAGAGGAUUGAUUAAUACCCAGGGUAAAGGACUUGUUCAUGAAACUCUAAUACGAGAAAUCUUAAAAGCUUUGAGAAAGCCAAAGCAGAUUGCAAUAGUACAUAUUAAAGGGCAUCAGAAAGGGUUAAAAGCUACUGUUAGGGGCAACAAUUUAGCAGAUGAGGAAGCAAAGAAAGCAGCUUUAUUAGUAAUGGCAAGUUCAGAACCAGAAGAUAGAAAUGUCCUGAAAAGUUUUAGUGAUCAAGAGAAAAAGAAACUGCAGCAAUCUGGAGCAAAAGAAGAAAAUAAUAAAUGGUUAUUAGCAGAUGGUCGAGAAGUACUUCCAAAAGGGCUUGCUCAGAGAAUAAUGAAGAAAUUACAUGAGACAACCCACUGGGGAAUACAGGCAUUAGUGGAUCAGUUUGAAAACAAGUUUGCCUGUGUGGGAGUUUAUGGAAUAGCAAAGAAAAUUUUGGAAGGGUGUUUAACCUGUCAGAGGGUAAACAAAAGGCAAUUGAGAGAACGAGUACAAGGGGGACGAGAGAUAGCUAAGAGACCUUUUGAGAAAGUACAGACAGAUUUUACUGAAUUACCUAAAGUAGGCAGGUAUCGCCAUCUACUGGUGUUAGUGGACCAUCUCACCCACUUUGUAGAAGCCUUUCCGGUAGCCCGAUGUACAGCCAAAACAGUGAUUAAGAUUUUAUUAGAAGAAAUUAUUCCAAGGUAUGGUGCUGUGGCAGUAGUAGAUUCGGACAGGGGACCACACUUUACUUCUAAAAUAAUUAAAGAAACAACAGAACUUUUUGGAACCAAAUGGGAGUACCAUACUCCUUGGCAUCCACAGAGCUCUGGUAAAGUAGAAAGAAUGAAUGGAGAAAUAAAGAAGCAAUUGACUAAAUUAAUGAUAGAAACUAAAAUGAAUUGGGUAAAGUGUUUGCCAUUGGCCUUAUUAUAUAUACGGACCCAACCACGUACUGACACAGGAAUCUCACCAUUUGAAAUGCUGUAUGGGAUGCCAUAUGAUUUUGGAAUCCCGAUUGAAAAUCCCAAGGUGGAAGAUACCCUCUUGAGGGAAUAUAUAAUUGAGUUAAUGAAAAGGAGACAGGAAUUGAGGAAAAAAGGAUUAGUAACUCAGAGACCCCCGUUGGAUAUGGCAAUACACAGAAUUCAACCUGGAGACAGGGUAUUAAUUAAAACAUGGAAAGAGUCUUCAUUAACGCCUCGUUGGGAAGGACCCUUUGUUGUUCUUCUUACCACAGAUACAGCCAUUCGUACCGCUGAAAGAGGAUGGACUCACGCAUCUCGGGUUAAGGGGCCAGUCAACACUCCUGAAUGGACUGUAACUUCUCAGCCUGGGAAUCUCCGAAUGACGUUCAGAAAAACUGGACUGGUAAAUGAAUAACCCUGAACGAGACUGGGACCCAGCCCAGCCUAUACUCCUGGUCUGAAGUACCUCGAGACCUAACCUUAAUAAGGGUUCGGUAUAGACAUUGAUAAGUGGGCUAAUCCUCUACCAGGCUGGGGAAAGUGGAUAUACCAAAUUGCUGAAAAAGGUAAAACUUUUCCUCAUUGUUGUGAUCUUGAGACUGAAAUUACUUUGCCAGAAAGACCUGCACAGAAGAUACCCUGUAUAAAACACCCAGUUUCAAGACCCCGGAGCUGGGUCAGUUGUAAAUGUACAUUAUAUGGUAUAGAGUGGUAUUGUACAGCAGUAGGCAGGACACCCAUUGUACGAAUUGCCGAGAGUUCUUUGUUGCUUCUGAUGAGAAACUGAAUGUUUUAGAAAUUGAUAAGUUAUUCUGUAGAUAGGAGUAGUUGGUACCAGAGAACUGGGAAGUCCAUGAUAAAAUAUUUUCUAAUUUUGGUACAAAACUCUAGAACAGUGUGCCGUUAAAAUUGCCUAGAAAACAGAGUUCACAACCAACCAACUUUUAGAAAAUAUAUGGAUCUAGAGAAAUAAAGGAAAAGGUCACAAGAACCUAUCAAGAGCCCAUAUUCUCCUGAAGAAUAUUGACUGCUGCCGAGAAGAUGUAAAACCCCGUUGCUCCCAGCAAAGGAGUAGACGGAGGAGGCAGAGCAAUAAUACAGUGGAGAACAGAUAUGGGAAAUUAUAUAUGGAUUGUGGUAUUUUUGUGGCAGCUUUCCCCAAGCAGGGAAAGCCCACAUCGGCCGUACAAGUGGACUCUGAACAGAUGGAGCGAUCUAAAAACAGUUAGGACUAAUCUUACAGUAGGAUCUCCCAGUUUCUCUGCUACACUGUGUCAAAUAGCUCCUGUACCACAUUGUUCAAAUUUGAAACCUUAUUAUCUCUGUCCUGCAUCUAAUCCAGGAAAAGGAUAUUGUAACUACCCUGAUCAAUAUUAUUGUGUACACUGGGACUGUGCCACUAUUGCUUCCGCCUGGACCCCUAAUUCUCAAGAUAAAUACCUAACGACAACAUGGGGACCACCUGGCUGUAAACCUUCACAAUUUGUUUUGUCUAGAGGAUCGAAGAGGUAUAGCGAUUUGGCAAGACAGCACA